AGGCUGUCGGGUUACAACGGGUAGAAUAACAUAAAUGAAUAAAUUUAGUCAGCUACAGAUUAACCAUCUGAUGGAUUUGCGGCGCGUUCACAGCUGGACAGUCCCGACAAGUCUGCGGAUCUGGCUUCGUCAAAGGGUGAAAUAACGCUGGACGUAGUUUAAGUCGAGAGCAGCAGCAGCAGCAGCCCAGAGUCCCCGCAUCGCUCCGAACAAUGCAGAUGAAGUUACGGAGCCUUUUCUAGUUGCUAGCUAGUUGGUUGACGCUAAACCGCCAGCCAGCGUUAUUAAAUGACUAUCUGUGGCUCCCAUACUAAAAUGCACGAAUGCAGUGUUUGCUCCGUAUUCUUUUGCAUGCCUGAACUUAUUUAAGCUUAUCCGGGAUCAGGUUCAGCUUAUAGAAAUAUUUUAAUCCGAUUGUCAAAAUGAAAAUUUGUAUAUUAUACGGACAUAUAUCAUGUAUAUUUUACAGCAUAAGAAAAUAAUGUUUCUUUUAGAUUUCUCUUUUAUGCGUUCUUAGAUAGGUUAGGGAUAGUAGCUGUUUGUAUUCUGUUGGCAUUUAAUCAGAGAGGUGCAGAUGUCAGUUUUGCACUGGAAAAUGUUUAUUCGCCUGUCUUGCUGAAGAGGGGGGAUGCUUACUGCUCGUCUGCCCUGACGAGACCAAAUAGUCCAGCCUGAACAAUGACCGGACCGGGCGCCUCGGGCAGCUGCUCCGCGGCGGCAAAAAUCGGCAGACGCGGCCGCUCCAAAAGCACCAACGCGCACCUGAACUCCGUCUCCGGCGCCGAAUCCGCUGCCAGCGGUGCCGCCAACACGGGUCGCUCAUCGGGGGAAGAAGAGGAGAAGGACGGGGGCGCGCUGUUCUACGUCAACAGGAGCGGCUUUCCCAUCGAAAGUGUGACCUGGGAGCGAAUGUGGAGCCAUGUGGCCAAAGUGCACCCCGAUGGAAAAGAGAUGGUGGACAGAAUCCGGAACGCUGCCUACCUCCCAAAACAUCCUGCUCCUUUGGUGCCCAGUUACAGGCCACCCAUGUCCAUUCCCGACUGGCUACAGGCAAUCCAGAACUACAUGAAGACCCUGCAAUACAAUCACACAGGGACUCAGUUCUUUGAAAUUAGGAAGACAAGACCACUGAGCGGGCUAAUGGAGACAGCCAGGGAAAUGACCAGGGAGUCGCUUCCUAUCAAGUGUCUGGAGGCCGUCAUCCUUGGGAUCUACCUGACCAAUGGGCUGACCUCUCUUGAGCGUUUCCCAAUCAGCUUCAAGACCCAGUUCUCAGGGAACCACUUCCACCACGUGGUUCUGGGCAUCUACUGCAACGGCCGCUACGGCACCCUGGGCAUGAGCCGGCGGCCGGACCUCAUGGACAAGGCCCUGACCUUCCGCACGCUCAGCGAGCUCGUCUUCGAUUUUGAAGAGUCCUACCACCGCUACCAACAUGCCCUCAAGAAGGUGAAGAUUGGCCUGUACGUGCCCCACGACCCCCACGUCUUUCAGCCCAUCGAGUGGAAGUACCUGGUGCUUAAUGCCGGCCGAUUGGGCCGCGAGGACAUGCGCAAGGAGCUGGAGAAACACGCUCGGGACAUGAGGAUGAAGAUCCUCAAGAGCUCAAGUGCACAGUCUCCUAUUAAGGAGAGGAGCCGAGGAAAGUCACUUUCCCCUGGCCGUCGGCAAACUAGCCCUCAAAGACGGCAUCUUCACAGAAGAGACAAGUCGCCGGCAGUGAUGGACCGCAAACCCGCAGAGCUUAGCACACUCAACGACGGUUACCAGAUCCGCAUUUAGGACCCGAACACCCCCCACCCACGCAAGAAGGCUGCCUACCUGCCCCCCUCCCGCCAAAAGUCUUCUCCCAAGUAUCCUGUGUACUCCUAACAGCACCUAAACCCUGUCAACACCUGUCAGCUAUUCAAAUGGUAUUUAAUUUCAUGUAAAUUAAGGAUACUGCUUGAGUGUGUGUCUGCGCACGCUUCAUUUACACACAUACACUUGAAUAUCUCUUGGGGGGGGGGGGGGGGGGGGGUAAAGGAGUGAGUCACAUGCUCUUUACUGCUCAAUGUUUUCCGCCGUGGGGUCUGAUGGAAUGGUGUUCUCAUCCGUGUCAUCCCUCAUGGAUAGACAGAUUACAGGUCUGGCAAAAGGAGUAGAUUGCGGCAUCCCCCCCCCCGGCUCUGUUGUGAAGUAGAAGACGAGGUCAAUUGGGUCAGCAGCAACAGUAUUUUCCACCGCAAAAGAAAUGUGAAUUUAAUACGUCCAGCAGAUGGCUUGUGUAAAUCUCAGUGUCAGCAUGCCUUGUGUUUUCCACUGGAAUUCAGUAAUCCUCCACUGCACAAAGAACAGUUGUCCUGGAAUGGGUGAUUCCUGGAAUCUGGAAUAGGGUUAGAAGUCCUACAACACGAUUAGUGUUAAAAGAGGUAUUCAUUUUAACUUUCUGUGAAUUGGUGAGCUCAGUUUCAAUAUAUUGUCUGUGGAUGAUUCUGGUUUUGCUUAUGAGGUUUGCUGAAGUGCUGGAAAACCUUAAAGAGCAAAGAUGGGUGGCAUUAAAACAAAGGCUCUUUUUAUGGUCUUUAGGUCAACCGUCCUUAGUGGUUUGUAGCAGUUCUGCCAGCUGUUUGUCUCAAGGGCUCUGGGGGGCUACUUUGUGCUGUUUUGACCCACAUGAGUUGCUCAGAAGUUGCAUAAAGCCCUCAGGCAGUGAGGCCUGGCGAUCUCAUGCCCACUCUCGCGGCGUUCAUGCCGGGCAGCUGCGUUUGACUGCAGCGGCCUCCCGUCUGCGCGUUUUCACGCCUUGCAGUGCAGGUGGCAGGUGGCCGGCAGCCUGAGGACAGGGGCAGCCGGGGUCUUCUGGGACGGCUUGAGUGUGACGGCCGUGCAGGGAGGACAGGAAAUUAAUUUGACGUUUCCUCCGUUUUUGGAGAAUCUCGACGGCGGCCUCUCUGGUCGAGAAUUGGCGCUCUCUCAAGUCUUGGCUGAGGCUCAGCAUCUGAGAUAUGUCUGAAGCAAGGACUGGGGCAUUUAUUUAUAUUUUGUAGUCUGGAGCAAAACGAGAGUGGUAUUCUUGGAAUGCUGUACAGCAAAGGUGUUUUUCAUUGCAUUCAUUUGACCAGUAAAGAGAACUUUCCAGAUGAGAUGCUCUGGAAUGUAAUUCCUGCAAGGGCCAUUGACAAGGGUAAGAGCGUAAGCCGCAGCUGGAGUAGAGGCUUCUGGGUAGCCAGAGAUAGCUGGCAGGCAGAUCGGACCAUGAUACACAAACUGACUGUGUAGCUUUGUUGUCGGAUGUUUCCGAAUGCGUAGCAUAAUACGUCUCGCAGGCGAAUAAGCUAUGCAAGUCGAUCAGGUCCCUUGAAUAUCCUGUUUCAGCCAUGCGAGAUCCCCGGUAGCGCUCUCUCCCACUGACCGCGUCUUCCUUAUUGUGCGAGUGUGAUUUCUGACAUCUAAGCGUAUUAGCCACGAAGGCUCGAGGAAGAGGGGAUUAAUCAUCUGUUUUAAGGAAAUCUUUUUUAACUUUGAAAAAUCAGCUGGUGAAACGAUGUGGUCCAAGCACAUGCCCGAAGACUUUAUUUUCUUCAAAGAAUAUUUUUAAUGGUUUAAUAGUGGUUUUUAAACGACCGUCGGCUCAACGAAAGACAUUAGAUGCCAGCUGAGAGGCAGCUGAGCUUAAGGAGGCUCAGCUUCACGUCUCAAUUUUACAGGAACAUCCUGGCCGUCGUUAAAACGCUGCACCCUCGUUCAGAAUGCAGGAAGCUGUCAUGUUUUCCUGCGGGGUACAGCGGAGCGGACUCGAGUGAGCCCGACUUCGCUGUUAGCGCAAACUGUUUGGUGUAGGGUAGGGGGCUGUGUAUUGAAGAUGACCUCCAGCGGGUCUUCAGUGGUUGGGUACGUGUGUUACAGGGUGCAGUGUUAGCUGAUUUUUGUACCUUUAAACGUUUUUCACAGUGUGAGUUUCGGGCCUCAGGCCGAGUAGUAGCUUCAGUCGUCCUUCAGUGACAGUGGGGGAUUCGCACAGAUACGGUCGCUGGGUGACCUUCUCCAUCAUCUUUGAGCUUUGUGCUGACGUGGCAUCUGAUUGGUGGAACAGAGUAGGUUGGCCUACGGUACUGUUUCUUUUUUUUAAGCAUGAUCAGAUCUCUUAUAAUAUUACUCUUCACUUUAAGAACUUUUAUCAAGCCUGUAAUUAAAUGCAAGUCAAAUUUGGGGCGGGGGCGAUCAAUCUGGGCUCUCUUCAGAGCUGUGAGAUCUUGUCCCGGGUGUUUAUUGUUAUUUAGGGCAUGGAAUGCUGAGCGUGAGAGCAUAUCAGUGUGAUAUAGCCCUUUCGCAUUGCUUCGAGCCCCUCCUCCACCACCAUGAACAGAGCCAAACCAGAAUUUCAGAUCAAGUCCAUUUAUUUUAUAUAUUGUGACUGAUGGGUUUUGUAUUACGACAAUUUUGGUUCUUGUUUUUACUGACUGUAGCAUGUGUUUUAAUAAAACAAAUUACAUUUUUAA
Molecule: messenger RNA, 4481 nt
Organism: Paramormyrops kingsleyae
Lineage: Eukaryota; Metazoa; Chordata; Actinopteri; Osteoglossiformes; Mormyridae
Gene: vash2
Product: vasohibin 2
Biological process (GO): regulation of angiogenesis
Cellular component (GO): cytoplasm
Source: RefSeq, a predicted model, not a curated record